UAGAAAGAAGUACGAGUAAUACUUUCGAUUUCUAUACAUCGAACAGGUAUCUGUCUGGUUGAAAGAAAUCAUUCGUUUCUAUGGAAAUAUGCGCACACUUUGCGAAGAAUAACUGGAUUUGAACCAGGCGCGAGAGUAAAAUACAUAAUUUUCACAUCAAUAUAUAUUUGAAAGUUAAUCAAGUCUUCAAUAAUCUGAUAUUGGUAGCAGUUGUUUACUGGCUGAACUUGAAUAAUAAUGAAGAUCGGUUACUGAAUAAGUUAACAUGCCUCAUUACGAUGAAAGUUUUAUUUACGAUGAUAAUCAAAAUCAGCGGAGAAAUAAAAGGAGUUACAGAGUUUACAAAAACGGAAUAAAUCCCUUUUUGGAACCCAGCGAAGUACUACAUGUCCUAGAAGAAAGAGGAUCAUCAGUUAUAAAACGAAAUAUCAGAAAUAUUAAGCAGCGUGGCCAUCGCUUUAAACCUGAUUCGCUUCCAAGUGAAAAUAUACAUCAGAGCAAACGUACGGGAAAUUUCAAAAUAUUAGUAGAUCCAUGCCCACGUUUCACUUGCUAUGACGAAAAAACAUACUACGACCUUCAAAACAACAACAUCUUAGCGCUCACUACUUGCAAAAGUUUUGAUAAUUUGACAUUGACCCAAGUUAGAAGCAAUGGCGGCAAGGAAAAGAACAUCAGAAACGGGAUUAGUCUGCAAAAUUUGGUGCAGGACGAAGAAAAUAUACAGCAUUAUGUAUCACCGAGAGAAGAGCCUUUCUCAGAUACAAAAAAGGGCGAGACAAGAAAUUCAUACUCUGUCGUUGACGCACGACGGCAUCCCUCGCAUCGGAGAGUCUCCCGCGGAACUGCGGCACCAGGUGUCGGCAUCUAUCGGCAAAUAAGCAUUGAAGGAACAGCUCGAAAAGUAACACGGGAGGGCGACGGGUCCGGCGAGCCAGGCUCGGGGCACCGCGGGUCGCUGCGGGGCGCCAACAAGCUCGCGCGACGCGCGCGCUCCUUCAAGGACGACCUGCUCGAGCGCAUCUCCAACAUGCGCUCGCCGGCGCAGCAGCACCAUCCGCCGCAUCUGUCUUCAGCCAUCCGGUCGCACUCGCCGCUUAGUCCCAAGAUACGCAACAUGGCGUCCAAGGCAUCUACGGCUGAGGAAGGGGAGUUAACACCGGCCAAAGAACUGGAGGGGCUAGUCAAAGAAGUAACCUUCGGUUUGAAACAUUUUUCCGAUGUCAUUACCAAGAGAAAGUUGGAAAUGCUCCCCGACAACGGCACUAUUGUUUUCGAAUCUAUCGCUAAUAUUCAUAAAGCAAUAAAGCCAUACAGCGGUCGGUCGCCGUCGCUGCUGAGCGCCGUGAAGCGCCUCUGCAACGCGCUAGCGACGCUGAUCCGCCUGUGCGACGAGAUAGCGGCCGUGAGUCUGCGCGCGGACGCGGGCAACGAGGAGAUGGACGCGUCGGCGCUGUCGGCCGAGCACGUGUCCACCGUGGUGAAAGGCGUGACGGCGGCCGUGGAGGAGGUGGCCGCCCUAGCGCAGCAGCACAUGGCGCGCCCGGCGCUGUCUCCGCGACCCGCGCUCGUCUCACCGCGCGCUUCUACGCAACGGAACUCUUUGCCCGACAUUCCGUUAACGCCGAAGGAGCGGUCGCUGCUGACCGGCGACGCGGGCUCGGAGUCGGCGGUGGUGCGCGCCUCGCACUCGUCCGAGUCUGUGCUCGACGCGCCCGACUCGCCGCCGCCUAAGCCGGCGCGCCCCAACAGGAAAAUGGAGUUGGCCCCACCUCUGCCGCCCAAGCGACGCUCGGCGAAUGAAAACUCCCUCAUAGCACAAUCCAUUGACAGACUGUCCCUGCAGUCUCACAGCAGCGGUUCGCUGGACUCGAUGCUCAACGUGUCCAACGAGGAGGAUCGUCACGCGCACGAGUCCAACAGUCACGACCGCGUCUUCGUCACGCCACCGUCUUCCGAAAUAGUCGGCAUAUGCAGCUGCCACAGCGGCAGCGAGAUGCGCUCCUCGCUCGAGUCGCAGGAAUCUCACGCCAACAGUAUUCACGUACACUCGCACUCGAACCACAAUCGGUACGUCCACCAUUUCUCCAAUGAGUCAGGUUUCGCAUCGCAGGGCCAAGCCGAAAUGUCUACGGAACACAGUUUCUCGUCGACUUUCGCUUCGCACCACUACUCGAGUCACGCGGACAGUAAUUUUGAAAGUACACUGUAUGUGAACGAAAUGAUGGGCACCCGUCAAAGUAUUGAGAGCUUCAUGAAUGUACAUAUGACAAAUGCAACCACUCAUCAGUCUGUAAGCACAAUGUUGCCGAGCAUCACGUCAGACGAGAGCGAGGCGCCGCCCGAGCUGCCGGUGAAGACGCGGCGCAGCAACCGCGCGGACGUUCAGCAGAGCUUCCCUAACGUUGAAAUCAGACAAAGCCCGGUGUGCUCGCUGCACGGCGAGGCGCGGCCGCACACGCUGGCCGAGCACCACCCCACGCGGCCGCCCCCGCUGCCGCUCAAGAAGAAACACAUGUUUCAAAGCGUCGCAUACAGCGUUAUGGCGUAUAUGGAGAUGUUCGGCAACUGCAGUCACCCGCCCAACAACGCGGCCGCGCCGCCAGACAUGUUCCGGCACUCUAUUCAUACAUACAAUCUGGCAAGUGCGCAACACACGGGCGGGAGCACUAUGGUGCAGCGCCACCAGCACGUGCAACGGUCUAUAGCGCAGUCGUUUACUGUGCAGCACUUUAGCAGUCCACCGGUGUUGAGUGGGUCCGAGGACAGCGUCAGUCUGACCACGUCUGGCGGGACCAGCCCCGUGCCUCCCGAGCUACCACCAAAGAUGAAUAAAACUAAGAUUCAAAUCAAUUCGAGUAAUGAACUUCUUCCGCCUCCUUCGCCUCGACCUUCAUCGCACAAUAGCUCUACAUCCGUUGAAGACACCACUCACAACAAUCUGAACUGUGAUGAAUCUUACAUUAGUACUUCGACGCCGGUCAAAUUCCCCGUCGAGGACGAGCACGAGCUGCUGCCGCCUGAGCCGACGCCGUCACCGGUGCCGUCGCAGAAGAGCGAAAGCAGUAGUGAGCCUAUUGCGGCCACAAAAGAGUCUGACACCGCUCCUCCGGACGCCGAUCCUGAAGACAUCAUACUGCAAACCGACAUCAGCUCGAACUUACUUCUGAAGGCGCCCAGCAAAGAUGGGCCUGAGGUGCGGGGCGGCCACCCGGACGCUCUCAUCGUCCUCGCCACUAAGGCUACCAAAGAGACGGACGAGUACUUCGCGUACCAAGAGGCGUUCCUGGCCACGUACCGCACGUGGGUGGCGUCGCGCGAGCUCGUGGCGCGGCUGACGCGCCGCGCGCACCACUUCAAGUCGCGCCCCCACGAGCUGCGCUCCACGCUCAGUCUGCUCACGAGGGUAGUCAAUGAUCUUACGAUGACGGAUCUUGAAGAAUCUCUAAUGCAGAAAAUUAUGGAAUUUAUUUAUUGGCUCAUUGAAGUCGAAGAGUUGCCAAUAGCUAAAGCACUAAGGCAAAUUUUGGUUGACAAGCAAAAGCAGUUGCAUAAUCAACAACAGGCCAACACUAGAUACGAGUACGAGUCUCCGUGCUACUCGAGCGUAUCUCUCCGGCGCGACACGCUGCUCGACUUCAAGCCGUCGGAGCUCGCGGAGCAGAUGACGUUGCUGGACGCCGCGCUGUUCGCGCGCAUCACCACGGCCGAGGUGCUGUCGUGGCCGCGCGACCAGUCCGAGGAGAGCUCGCCCAACCUCACAAGGUUCACGGAGCACUUCAAUAAGAUGAGCUACUGGGCACGCUCGCGAAUUUUAGAACAGGACGAAGUGCAAAAACGGGAACGCUACGCCCGGUGCUUUCUAAAAGUUAUGAAAGCGUUGCGUAAAAUCCAUAACUUCAACUCGUACCUGGCGCUGGUGUCGGCGCUAGACUCGCCGCCCGUGCAGCGGCUGGGCUGGCCGCGCGCCAUCGUGGAGGCGCUGCACGACCACUGCGCCAUCAUCGACUCGUCUUCCUCCUUCCGCGCCUACAGGAACGCCCUGGCGGAGACGCAGCCGCCCUGCAUACCCUACAUUGGUCUAGUACUCCAAGAUCUGACUUUCGUCCACAUCGGCAACCCAGACCUAUUGCCCGACGGAAGCAUCAACUUCACAAAACGAUGGCAACAGUACCACAUCAUGGAAAAUAUGAAGAGAUUCCACAAAGACAGACAGUACAAGUUUAAGAAGAACGAACGUAUCCAAGCCAUGUUCAACGAGUUCGACGACGUGUUGAGCGAGGAGGCGAUGUGGCAGAUAUCGGAGAGCUUGAAGCCCCGCAGCGGGCGGCCGCGCGCCGCCGCCGCGCCCGCGCCGCCCGCGCCGCCCACUGCCUAGCUAGCGUCGCUGCUCAACUGCGCCCGGCUGACUAUGGCGAUAAAAUUAGAAUCCAAAGAAUAAAAAAGACCAAGAAAUCGUAUGGACGAGAAAAGCUGGCUUAUAUCGAUGAGGAAUUGUGUAAGUUAAGAUGAAAUGUGAUUAUCUGUCCUAAAAAGGCCUAAUUAUUUUAGUGUAUUAAUAGUAAGUGUGCGAUUUUCAACUGUGAUGGAACCGGGAGGAACGUCGAAGCGCGCCGGCCGGCGUUUACCUCGCUUCAAAUCUCAAAGCUUUUCGUGUGGAACGAAUAAAUUAAAUCAUAGUAAAGUUUGAAGCCAAAUAUUCACUAUCAGUAUUUGAGUCGGAUAUACUAUCGUCUUAUACAUAUCAGCAUGUGACUUGUGUAGUGAACUAAAUAAACAAGUGACGCCGUGGUGUUUAGAAUAAUGUCCUUGAUAUUCUUCUCGUUGUUGUAUUUGCCAUUGGUGUCGAUAUCUAAGUAAAUUUGCUUCGAAAAUUUAAACAUUACAUACAUCGAAUUAGAUAACCUUUUGAAGUAGGAAUUUUGAAUACAGUGUAGUAAAUUAGAGUACAGUGUCAAUUACUUUUACCAUUACUCUUAAAGUAGGAACCAAAUCUAUUGCAGAAAUGAUGAAAUAGUCAAAAAACCGCCAAAUAAUGAGUUUUUUUUAACAUGUUUAUUUUUUUUAUUUUUGGUAUAGAGAAAGCCUUUUUAAUAAAAGCAAAAGUAAUUGGCACUGUAGUGUUCGACUAGGCUAAGCGUGAAUUGUGCCGUGUGUCAAAUCAUUGAGUAAUUAAGCGUCGAUCUUAAAUAUGCGCUCAUCGCUAGGUACAAUGUGGGCUUUGCUUAUUAUACCCGACAUGUAGCUUGAUUAGAAUGUCAAUGCAUUACAUUCAACAUUAACAUACUGUGUGGAUUGGAUAUUAGACAUUGCCAAUCCGAUUACUUAACUUGCAUGUUGCAAUGAUGUUUAAAUAUAAGGAACAUACCUAGUUAGACUAUGUAAAUUACUGAUCCUAGUAAAUUGGUUACUGUACGAAAUGAUAAAUAAUAUUAAACUUGCAUGGCACUUUUAUAGAAUUACUAGGUACUAUUAAAUUGUAAUUUAACAGAAGAUGCGUACAAAAUUGUAUAAUAUGGAAUUUACUACAUAGAAUUCUAGUAUGUACAUUCCAUGUUGUACUGUGUCAAACAUGCAAUAAUAGAGUUGUGACUGUUAUUACAGGUCAGAAGUCAUAGACUAGCAACUUAAUCUGCCUCGUAAUUAGCUAUAUUCCAUACAAACUUUUAUUCCCAGUAGCAGCUGUUUAGAGGUUUCCAAUAUCACUUUAAGAUUGGUCAUUCUAAUCAAGUUUCAUAACAUAAUAAUUAAAAAAUAAACAAACAGUAGGUAGGUUAGUGGCGUCGCGGGAAUCAGAUUGUUAUAAUUAUCAUUAUAUAUAUUAUUAAUGUAUAAUAUGUUUCAGAAAAUGUAAAUCGUCUUUCAUAACAACAUAUUUAUUUAAUGUUUUUUUCUACAAUAAAAAUUAGCCUAAGUAUAUUUUGUUUUUGAUAUAUUAAAGAGGUUUUGUGUAUAUAUUCUUUUGUUUUUUUUUUACUGUAUUGCUGUAAAUGCUGGCAAAAUGUAUCCAAUAAACGGAGGUUUAUUUAUUUUUGUUUUAUAUAGCUACAAUUUAUACAAUCGAUACAUAAUAAAAAAGUGACAUUAGCCUAUUAACUACAACGUUGUUUUGGCAUCUCUUAACGAUAUGUUAUGAGUAUGAGAUUCAUACAUUUAUAAUGUAACAAGCAACGCCACUGACCAAUAAAAGUGUUAUACAAUAAUAAAUAAUGUUAUUCUAUCGGUGGGGUUAGACAACAUUAGCCUUAUAUGAUUUAUACAAUUAUAUGAAACAGGACGGAUUGUUUUGUUUUUAAAGUUGAGAUAAUAGUUAUUUAUAAAAUUUGUGUAAUAGGGCUUCCAUGUUAUGAAAACAUCGUACAAGUAAUUUUGCUAAAAAAUAAGAGAAUGGACCCUCACUUCUCAAGGCAAAAUCCCCGCCCUCAAUUCAAUACAUUCCCGUAAUAAAUCAAUCAACUGCGUGCCAAAUUUUAAACACAAAACAAAGUGUCCUACUUUCAUAUUAUGUUUACCUACUAGAGUAAUUUUAAAGGGAUCGCGGCAACGUUUGAUGAUGGCAUAGUACAAUUGGGGUGACGUCAUUGUAAAUCGAAGCACUUAUAGUACAAAAUUGUACGUCAAAGUGAGAUUUAGCAUUUGACUUUUCACUAGCAUUGAAGUUAUAGGUAUCAUCAUCAUCUAAAACCUCUUUUACAAUCAAUAAGUAUCUUUAAAAUUGUACUAGGAUAAACGAAUCUUCCAACUAAUGUGACAGUUAUUAGGUUAGGUACAUCUUCCAGUUUUAAAGUACGCAUAGACCAUCCAAUGUUUUAAACUUUUAAACGAAUGUAAAAACGCCAUAAGGAUAAGUUAAUCAAUCAUCCAUUUAGUAGACAUAUUUAAUGCGAUAUUUUUGUGCAUGAUCUUUAAAAUAUUAAAGUCGAAGUUACUUUUUAUUUUUGAUAUUCAGAAAAUUAUAUUUUUCUUAUAAGUUGCUACCUAAAGGCAGCAACCAUAUUUGAAUAUAACAUACUUUUGAGAUGUUUACUUGUCUAUUCUAUGGUCACGGAUUGUGUCAUUUUACUCUAAGAAUUUUAGUGUCAGACGAGGCUUAUAUCGUAACCCAGCGCACGGAUUUUAUUCGCUGUUCUCGACAGCCGAGGGUCUAGAUAAUUUUUAGCAAGAAAUCAUAAUCGGUGUUUGUUUUGCCUUAAGACGAUCGAGUUCGAAUUAAAAGAAAUAGCAAUAAAUUUUGAUGGUGUUGUAGAAUCGUUGCACAAUUGUGAUACUACUCGUGUAGCGCUGCUUGCUACUCUGUCGUAUUGACGCCCUCGUUAUGUAGGCAAUUAUAUUAGAGAAUGUUAGCUGUAAGCGUUAAAAAACAAACCCCAAUAUUUAUCUGUCGCUAAGUUAAUGUAAUAUAUCAGGUAGUGCAUUAUUUGGAGGAACAUAAUGUUCCGUGCAAUAACUAGACCAAUAUUUAGGACAUUCUACAAUGCUUUACUUACUGAUUUUACGCUGAUGUAUUCUUGAGGCGAAGUAGUAGUAGUUUGUGUUAUAGGUGCAGCAUAGGAAACCUGUGGGCGACUUCUUUGUUUAAAACGUAGCUAGAGCGAGGUUUGAAAUUGUAUUAUUUAUAACCAAACGUCGGACUAUAGGGGGCAGUUUGAGGGCAAGGUAAGGUUUACAAAAAAAUCUUAACUUACGAGUAUUAUAAUGUACCUAGUAUUUGUAACAUAGUUAAUUAAAUUAGUUACCCGUUAUCAUUUAUUCAUCUUUAAUGUGUAAAUACUCUUUGAAGUGAUGACUGAUAGCCCACUGAAGUGGCCACUAAAAAAAAAAGUAGUCCAAGUACGUUUAUAAAUAACGCAGUUAGUUGCUAUGAUAUUUGGAAUUUCACAUUAUAAAUACUAGGUACCAAAUACUAAGUACAAAUACUCGAAAGUGAAUUGAUUGAUUUGCGAACCUUACCUAUCAUUCUGACAUGCCACGAAAAUGCCCGCUGGAGUCCGACGUAUGUUUAUAACAUUUAUAACUUAUAUUUUUAAAUGUUUUUUUUUUCGACAAAAGGGAAUUGUUAUUAAGAUUGAACAUUAUGCUUUUGCGUAUGCAUUAUAUAUGUAUUAUACAAAAAGAAUAUCUUACUCGAAAUAUAUACAAUAUAUAUAGAAGGUUUUAUUUAAAUAGUGCGUACAAUACUUAAAAUGUACAUGCCAGACACAAGCUUAAAGGAGGAAAUGGGACUGUUAAUAUGCCACAUGUCUUUUUGAUAGACUUCUUUGGAACUUUAGCUUAGCUGGCAACAAAUAGGUACAUAUAAACCAAUAAUUACUCAAUUACACACAAUAAAACUUCCAAUAAUGUUAGGAAUACUACCUAGUAUUCGAAACAUUUAUGGGAAGUAUUUUUAUCAUUUUGGGAAGUAAAGACCUGACAAAAAAAAACAAUCAUUAAUGUAUAUACCUAUACUUUUGUUUGGUUAUUGAAAUUUGAGAUAUUCGGAGUCCAUGUGGCAUUCAAGCUUUCCAUCCCGAACCCGUUACCAAUAUUUCUAUACCCACAUGAAAACAUCGGAAGUAUAGAAGUCGCACAGUGAAAAUACUCUUUCAGCCCGUAUUGAACUGCUGAGGACCACUUUACAUUCAAUGCAUUGAAAAAUAUGACGUUUGCUAGCUAUGUUCCUAAGAUCAUGAUUUUUGUUUGAUAUUAUUUAUUUAGUGUAAGAAUGUUUAUGUAAUUGUAAAAUUUAGUGACGGGAAAUAUAUUUAAAGACUGCAUUAAUUAAUUGUUCAUUAUAUUUGACAAUGUUAGGAUAUCCCAUUACUUCAUUGGAAAUAUAUUAGGUAUUUUGUAAGAUUGGUCUGGCAGUGACCAAGUACCGAACGGCUCCAAUAGAUUGCAAUAUUAGCAAUGAAAGUGUUAGCAACCUGUCGGGUUCGUUUUAAAGCCCGAGACGGCGAGCUCACAGGCGUGGGCCAAUAUUCCGCUUCUCAAGUUGUCUAUUCACGUCGCCGUAUUUGGGCUAAUACAGCUCUGAAUCUCUUUUGUUUUCUAUUUUAAGGAAUGAGAUGUUACACGAAUAUUUCGGAAAAAACGGUGCGGUGAAUAGGUAGCAUUAGAGGUUAACGCAAAGAGAGGUCGUCGAUGACGUAGGUAGAGGUUGGUCGUUACCUUAACUUACAGACCGGUAGGUACCUAUAGUUCGACUUGCAUCCACUGGUUUGUACGGUGAUUUGUUUACAAGUCGAUGUUUCAACAUAGCGGUUACGAUCGUAGAUAGAUUACAUCGGAAUGAACGGCAUACAUAUAAUUGUGUUGUAUUAGCGAGUUCAGUAUUAUGUUUAAAAGAAAUGCCAUAAUGUACGAAAUGGAUUAUAUUAUUAGUGUCUAUUCAUAAAACGAUUUUUUUACACCUUAUCAUAUUCAUGUUAAACCUUACUUUAAGUAAAGUUUUUUUUAUAUUAUAUUAUACAUUUUAUAAAUAUACUUUUUAUUGUAAAUUACGUUUUUACUGAGUUAACCAUAAAGACGUACUAAGUGUAUGUGAUUUGCAUGUAUGUACAGUCUAAAUCUGCGUGUCAAGUUUUUAUUAUUUGUAAAAUAAAAUAACACCAUAUUUACAAGACAAACAUGUUUUUCUUUAAUAUUAAGUUUUAGAGCGUAAAAUUGUAUACUUUUAUUAAUAGUAGAGGUGAAGUAGGUACUUUAAAUAAAUUAUCAGAGGAUC
This is a messenger RNA of Cydia fagiglandana, 9706 nucleotides long. It is a transcript of the gene C3G, whose product is annotated as guanine nucleotide-releasing factor 2. Bases 266 to 4378 code for a protein of 1370 amino acids. NCBI's taxonomy places the organism in Eukaryota, Metazoa, Arthropoda, Insecta, Lepidoptera, Tortricidae. Gene Ontology annotation, biological process: Ras protein signal transduction; positive regulation of GTPase activity. Gene Ontology annotation, molecular function: guanyl-nucleotide exchange factor activity. The transcript is spliced from 28 exons. The record is from RefSeq and is a predicted model, not a curated record. Gene Ontology annotation, cellular component: plasma membrane.